AGUGAAGGAAGCUCCGGAGCUACGAAAUCGCCCCGCGUGCGUCUGCUCUACACCGACGAGAGGAUCCGCGCUCAAUUCUGCGCCAACGCCCAGCGCCUCCUCGAUGCCGUACUGGAAGACCCUGAUGCAAGAUCCAAGAGCUCGCUGAUCGCGCACAAGGCCCUCCGCAACCGGAAAAUCACGAGUCGCCUACAAGAAGUGGACCCGCGAGACCCAGCGUUCGACGUCUCGGAAUUUUUCGGUGUCGAGUGGCGAAGG
Molecule: messenger RNA, 258 nt
Organism: Phytophthora sojae
Lineage: Eukaryota; Oomycota; Peronosporomycetes; Peronosporales; Peronosporaceae
Exons: 1
Source: RefSeq, a predicted model, not a curated record